Messenger RNA from Exophiala viscosa, 1002 nucleotides. RefSeq lists its product as uncharacterized. Lineage: Eukaryota; Fungi; Ascomycota; Eurotiomycetes; Chaetothyriales; Herpotrichiellaceae. The transcript has a single exon. The record is from RefSeq and is a predicted model, not a curated record. The coding region runs from base 1 to 1002 and encodes 333 amino acids.
AUGACUACCCGCUAUGCUCAAGCUCACCUCCCAACUUCCCUCGCAGGUCCUGGUGACUCCCGCCCAACAGCUCUGCAGAUCGUCCAAGACAACAACUUGGAGAAUGCACUCAGCGACAAGGUCAUGCUCGUGACUGGCACCUCUUCGGGAAUCGGUAUUGAAACUGUUCGUGCCCUGAAGGCUACCGGCGCAAAGAUCUAUGCGACAGCCCGUGACUUGGAGAAGGGUCGCAAAGCUCUUGCGAAUGUCUUGGAGCCUGGAAAAGUCGAGCUUCUGCGGCUUGAUACAGCCUCCUUCGCCAGCGUACGGGACUGUGCAAAGGAGUUUCUGGCCAGAGAGUCUCAACUCAACGUCAUGGUCAACAAUGCUGGGAUAAUGGCACUUCCAGAACGCACGCUGACCCAAGAUGGUCACGAAGCUCAAUUCCAGACCAACCAUCUUGGACAUUUUCUUCUCUUCCAGCUGCUGAAGCCGACACUGCUAGCUUCGGCAACACCGGCCUUUGCGUCGCGCGUCGUCAACGUCUCAAGCAUCGGCCACAGGACUUCGAGCAUACGCUUUGACGAUUUGGACUUCUCCGAAGCAGGGUCAUAUACCCCUUUCGGCGGCUAUGGCCAGUCCAAGACUGCCAACAUCUACAUGGCCAACGAAAUCGAACGACGAUACGGGCCAUUGGGUUUGCACGCGUGGUCCCUGCACCCUGGCGGCAUUGAUACGGGCUUGCAGCUGCACGUCGAUUUCAGUGCGAUCAAAGCGAUGCCCGAAGUACAGCGAGGCAUGCACUCAGUCGAGCAGGGAGCCGCCACGACCGUCCUGAGCGCAAUUGACAAGGAGCUGGAGGGUAAGGGGGGGAAAUACCUUGAGAACACCGCAGUCGCGGGCCCUGUGCAGGACGCGGGGUUCGCCAGUCUUGGAUAUGCAGAAUGGGCUUAUGAUGAGGAUGCUGCAAAGAAAUUGUGGACUGUCAGCAACCAGAUUGUUGGUGUGACUGGGGAUGAGUGA